CCCGCGCAUCCGUCCGAUUCGUCCUUCGUCCGCCCACACGCAUUCCCCGUUCCCCUCCACGCUCCUCCUCUCCUCUCCUCCACGCCCGAGCCGCCCCUCCUCCGUUCCAUGGUCCGUGCGCCCGAGCCGCCUCCUCCUCCUCCGGCUCGUCGACGCGUGCCCUGGCAGCCCACAUCCGCUCCUCCGUCUUAUCUCCCCGGCCCUCCCGGAUCUGAAGAAGAGCACCGCCGCCACCACUGUCGCCCUGCGUGCUGUGUGCAACAUGCACAUCCUCCAUGAGCACACCACCGCAACUCCAGCACCCACCCUCCGCGAGCACACCACCGUCCGUUCCGGAUUCCCCUCCGCCGACGAUGACCCCGAUCGAAACCCUAACCCUAGGGUGUAAACGAUGAGGCCCCCACGGCGGGGAUGGGCGGCGGCAUGGUGGGGAAGCAGAAGGCGGGGGUUGUCACCGCCACGGCGAGCCGGGAGUGGAUGAUGGUGCUAGCUAAGGGCCAGCGCGGAUGGAGGAGGCUAGGAAACACGCGGUGAUGGCGCGGACAGGGCUGCCAGCGCGCAAGUGCUCGGCCAAUUUCUCUACAUCCAUCCCUUACUACCUCCCUCUUCACCCACCCACCAAGUGCUCGGCUAAUUUCCCCCACCCAGAUCGAGCACUGCUUCAUCCAUGGAUCCUUACAUGCUAAAAGAAUUACCCUAAUCAAGUAAAUCAUUCCUUUCCUUAAUUCACGUGCUCUCCAUUUCAUGUAUUGCUUUUGAUUUUUGUAGCCACCCGAGAAGCAUCAGGACCUCGUCCACGGUGUCUUCCAAUGUAUGUGUGCACACGGCGCCUUCCCAUUGAGGAUCCGAUCCCAGCCACUACUGCCAGAUGGACCCCGACGGGCGCCUCCGCCGCGUGUUGGCCGCGUUUGGGGGCGGUGACGGUGUGUGGGACCUCGUGGACGCCGCGCUCGCCGUUGCAGCACGGGACAACCCCGACGAGCUGCGCGCACGCCGCGACGACAUCAUGGAGCGGCUCUACGUUAGGGCCCACUGCUGCGACUGCAAUAUCCCGCCGGCACCUGCUCAGCUGAGGACGACGGAUGAGGCUGCUGUUGCGGCGGCAUCUCCGGCCUCGCCUGAUGAGGAGGUCGACGCGGAUGGCCUCGGCGAGGACAAGGCUGGCGCCGGCAUGGAGAGCAAGAUCCUGGCAAUCAGGGACUUCCUGGAGGACCCCGACCAGUCGGAGGACGAGCUGGUGAGCCUGCUAUAGAACCUGGCAAACAUGGACAUCAUCUACAAGGCUCUCCGGGACACGGACAUCGGCCGGCAUGUGAAUGGCCUGUGCAAGCACCCAUCAGGGGAAGUGCGGCAGCUGGUGAAGCUGCUCGUCAGGUAUGAUUUGCUAUGUCUUGAAGGAUUAGCAAGAUCUCUUCGUGUUUUCAUUGGGACUGAAGCGAGCCCUGUAUUCAAAGUUUCUUCCAUCCCUCGUGCUUUGGAGAGAUAUAAUGCUGACUGCAGGCUAUGGGUUGACAAGGAGCUGUGGCUGGAGCAGCAACGGGAGAUGUGCGGCAGAGUCAAAAGCUUCCAUAUCCGAGCAACAAACGAUUGCAGUGGAAGAUCCUAGGAGUGUCUUGCUGUCUUCCGACCUUCCACAUCAGGUAUGGCAUACCUAAGGUCUCAUGGCUGGUGUUGUUCCAGGCCACUUGCAAGCAGAUGCCAGGCGUAGCUCUUCCAUGGUGUCCUGCUUAAUGGUGUUGGGGGAGACGUUGGGGAUGAAGUUGCGUGAUCCUGGGGCCGAAGUGACUGCUGGUGAGGGAGAGCAUACAUGUUGGAAUUUAUUCUCUCUUUAAUUUGGUUCAGGCACACAAAUUUGCCAAUGAACUUCCUUCAAGUGUAAA
Molecule: messenger RNA, 1880 nt
Organism: Phragmites australis (common reed)
Lineage: Eukaryota; Viridiplantae; Streptophyta; Magnoliopsida; Poales; Poaceae
Exons: 6
Coding region: 1265-1606 (113 amino acids)
Source: RefSeq, a predicted model, not a curated record